This is a messenger RNA of Populus euphratica (Euphrates poplar), 3914 nucleotides long. RefSeq names its product lysine-specific demethylase JMJ25-like. Lineage: Eukaryota; Viridiplantae; Streptophyta; Magnoliopsida; Malpighiales; Salicaceae. Gene Ontology annotation, molecular function: chromatin DNA binding; histone H3K9 demethylase activity; transcription coregulator activity. Gene Ontology annotation, cellular component: chromatin; histone deacetylase complex. The coding region runs from base 243 to 3554 and encodes 1103 amino acids. The transcript is spliced from 12 exons. The record is from RefSeq and is a predicted model, not a curated record. Gene Ontology annotation, biological process: regulation of transcription by RNA polymerase II.
UAAAAAACGAUAGAAAAGUUUUAAUUUUUGCAAUGUGGGGAUUGUUUUCUUUUGAUGGGGUUUUUGUUUAAUGUGAAAAGAAGUGAGAUGUUUAGAUUUUGGCACUGGUGCUUGGUUAAAGGUUGAUGGCUAUGUGUGUUUGAUAUUGUUAGCAGUGACAGACAAUGGCUGCUGUGAUUGCCAAGAUGUGCUAGGUUGAAGGUUGAUGGUUUUUUAUGUUUGAUGUUGUGCAGUGACAGACAAUGGCUGCUAUGAUUGCUAAUUCUCGGAUUAAUAGGGGUGGUGGUAAUAAAAUUAGGAGAUUUCAAGGAGCUGGUUUGAAGUUUUCAUGCCGUGAAACAAGGGAAAGAGUUAAGGAAAAUAGAUUCAACGAGGUAGUACAAUCGAAGGCGAGAAGGAAGAUUUCAUGUAAGAAGGUGGAGGUAAUUCAAUUGUCAUCAGACAGUGAUGAUGAUGAUGACUGGUCGCCCCGAAGGAGAAAGAAGGCUUUGAAUAGGAAAUUGAUAUUAGCCCCAGAAAGUGAUCUUUCAGAGAGUGAUCACCAGUGCUCGCCCUCGGAAAUAAGGAAAACUUUGUCUGAGCAAAUUAAGGCACCCCCAGAAAUUGAAUUGUCAAAAACUGAUGAUGAGCAGUUUCUGGGAGCAAGAAGGAAAGCUUCAUAUGAGAAAAUUAAGGCAGCCUCUGAAAUUGAAUCUUUGAAAAAUGAUGAUCAGUGGUGUUCAGGAACAAGAAGGAAAGCUUCAACUAAGAAAAUUAAGCCAGCAUCAGAAAUUGAAUUGUUGAGAAGUGAUGAUCAACGGCGCAUGGGAACAAGAAGGAAAGCUUCAUCCAAGAAAAUUAUGUUAGCUCCAGAUGUUGGAUUUUCGGAGAGUGGUGAUAAGUUGCCUUCAAUGAGAUUUGAAACCUCCUCUAAGAAAAUUAAGUCAGCUUCAGAAAUUGAGUUGUUGAAGAGUGAUGACGAGUGGUCACCGCGAGUGAGGAGAAAAUCUUCAUCUAAAAAAGUGAAGCCAGUUACGGUAUCUGAGUUUUUGCAGAGUAAUGUGGUCCCGAAGGGGCAGCAGAGCGGUUUAAACAAGCGUAGUAGAAGUAGUUCUGUAGGUGUAGAUUUUGAGGGUGAUUCAGAAGAGGAUCUGUUAGAAGCAAUUUGUGUUGUAAAAAUGAGAGAGAGAAAACGAACUAGGAAUUCAAGUAAGGAUAUAAAUGAGAGAAGUCUGAAGGAGGCCAGAGAGAAAAAUAUAGGUUCUGUGAAUUCUUCCUCAUCUUCUUCUUCAUCAUCAGCUUCUUCUAGCUCAUCAGUUUCAAAACGUGAUGGUUAUUGCAAUGGUGUGUCUGCAGUGAGAAAUGUGAAGAUCAAAGGACAAGAUAUCGAAAGAUGUCACCAGUGCAUGAAAAAAGAAAGAAUAGUUGUUGUCCUUUGUAGGAAAUGUAAUAGAGUGUACUGCGUACAGUGCAUCAAACAAUGGUAUCCUGAGAUGACAGAAGGGCAAUUUGCAAAACGAUGCCCAUUUUGUCGUAAAAAAUGCAAUUGCAAUGUGUGUUUGCACUCAAGCGGGUUGAUUAAGACAUCAAAAAGGGAUAUCACCAACAGUGAAAAGGUUCAGCAUCUGCAUUAUAUGAUCAAGUUGUUGCUUCCUUUUCUGGAACAAAUCUGUGAUGAACAAACUGAAGAAAUGCAGAUUGAGGCCGGCAUUCGAGGUUGCCCAUUUGAUAUAGCUGAGAACUUUUGCUACAGUGAUGAGCGUGUAUAUUGCAAUCACUGCGCCACUUCUAUCAUUGACUUUCACCGCAGCUGUCCAAAAUGUUUUUAUGAACUGUGCCUUAGUUGUUGUCGAGAGAUUCGUAAGGGAAGCCUUUCAAGACGUGCUGAAAAGAAGUUUUGGUAUGUUGAUAGAGGCUCUGGUUAUAUGCAUGGUGGAGAUCCACAACCUUGUCAUUCCCAAAAUCCUUAUGAUCACAUUGAGCCUCUAGUUCUAUCAUGGAAUGCCAAUGAAGAUGGUAGCAUUUCUUGCCCGUCAAAUGAAAUGGGUGGUUGUGGUGAUUGUGCAUUGGAGCUAAAGCAUAUCCUUCCGCCAAGACAGGUUGCGGAGUUGAAAAGGAAGGCAGCAGAAUUAUUGGAAAUUUGUGGCACUGAACAGGCAAGUUUGAUGUGCAAGUGCAAUGAAACAGGGAAAGGACUGUUAAGAAGAGCAGCGUUCAGGGAAGGAUCUGAGGACAAUUACUUGUAUUGUCCUGCUUCAAAGGAUAUUCUUGAGGAUGAAAAACUUUUUCACUUCCAAAAGCACUGGGCUAAAGGUGAGCCAGUUAUAGUUUGUGAUGUUCUUGAGGAGACAACUCAUCUGAGCUGGGAGCCGAUGGUCAUGUGGCGUGCACUAUGUGAAAAUGUGGAUUCAGAUGUUAGUUCAAAGAUGUGUGAAGUGAAGGCUAUUGAUUGUUUGGCAUGUUGCGAGGUGGAGAUUAAUACCCGACAGUUUUUUAAAGGCUAUAUGGAAGGGAGAACAUAUCAUAACUUUUGGCCUGAGAUGCUUAAGCUGAAGGACUGGCCUCCAUGUGAUAAAUUUGAAAAACAUUUGCCACGCCAUUGCGAUGAGUUUAUCAGAGCACUGCCAUUUCAAGAAUACAGUGAUCCAAAUGCUGGAAUCCUGAAUGUUGCUGCGAAGUUUCCUGAAGAAAAGCUGAAACCAGACUUGGGUCCAAAAACUUAUAUUGCAUAUGGUACAAGAGAAGAGCUUGGAAGAGGGGACUCGGUGACCAAGCUUCACUGUGAUAUGGCAGAUGCGGUGAAUAUUUUGACGCAAACUGCCGAUGUACUAUUAAGUGAAGCACAACACUCUGCCAUUGAGCAGUUGAAAAUGAAGCACAGGGAACAGGAUGAGAAGGAACAUUUAGAAAAAGACAAGGUAGACAAUCCUCACAUUGAACUUGAUCAGGGAAAUGAUAGUUUGAAAGAAGAGAUUGAUGUCUCAGAAAUUAGAGGGCUGCAGCCGCAGCCCUCUGAAAUUAAUGAAGAACUAAAGAACUCUGAAGAUGUGUUAAGAGGAGCUGCACUUUCUGGUUUACCCUCAGAAGUGGAGACAGCGGACACAGCAGGUGGUGGCGCUUUGUGGGACAUUUUCAGGAGGGAGGAUGUUCCCAAGUUAGAGGAAUAUCUUAGAAAGCACUUCAAAGAAUUCAGGCACACUUUCUGUGCCCCCGUAGAACAGGUCGAUCAUCCAAUUCAUGACCAAUGUUUCUAUUUAAAUUUGGAGCAUAAAAGGAAAUUGAAGGAGGAAUUCGGAGUUGAAGCCUGGACAUUUGAACAAAGAGUUGGAGAGGCCGUAUUUAUACCCGCUGGAUGCCCACACCAAGUUAGGAAUCUUCAGUCUUGUACUAAGGUUGCUGUAGAUUUCGUCUCUCCUGAAAAUAUAAAGGAAUGCCUCCGGUUAACUGAAGAGUUCCGACAACUUCCGAUGAAUCACAGAGCUAGAGAAGAUAAACUUGAGAUAAAGAAAAUGAUAAUUUAUGCAAUUGAUAAAGCCAUUAUAGACUUGCAAGAGCUAAUGGAAUCCCAGAGAUGAGCUUUUCUACAUGUUUCGAACAGGCAGGUUUACGACACAGAUACAGCAGCCGUCUCCAACAGGCAAGCAAACAACACAGAUACAUCGGCGUCUUGGCAACACUUUUUUUUUCCUUUUCAGAUUUCCAUGGAAACAUUGCAUGGCUGCAACUUUAGGUUAUAUCAUAUAUCCUCAAGGCAGCAUUUUGCUCAGAGUUGCCAUUUAACUUGAAGGUUUAAUUAGUGGUGCAUAUUACCUCUCUAUGGUCUUUGAUUAAAUUUAGUUGCAUAGUUGCUCCAAAUCUUACAUUGUGUUUGAAGAAAAAAACACAUGUAUUGCCUUAGGAAAAUAAUUUGAGCAUAUUGCUUGAUAUUUGAUUGA